AUGGAUAAGUAUGGAGACUCUGAGUUUGCAAGAGAUCUGAGGUUCAAGGACGAGCAGAAAAGAUUCCUCGAGCAAUGAAAGUGGGGCUAUAAUAUUGACAUCGAUAAUGAAGAGAGCAUGAUAAUUCCUGCUCGAGAACUCUUCCCAACAUGUGUUAAUAUCUUAAAAUAAACAAUUAUGUCAACUGUGAGAUAAGAAGCCGAUCGUAGUCAAGGCAAUCAUGCCUCUUGAGCAUUCAUCUAAUGAUGAGUGGAACCAUAAAAUGUAUUUUUGAAAAUCUUGAGCGAAGAAAAUUCAACCAGAACUUGAGAUAGAGACUAUGGCAAAAAGUGGAGUCUUUUGAGACCCUAUAAAGCAACUGAAUCAAGGGUUUUUGAUGAUAAGGAAAGCCAUUUUUAAGAGACAACUAUAUUUGGCUCAUAUUUUGAGAACAAAGCCUUAUAUGAGAGAACAGAUUGAAACAGUUUGGAAGCAAUCAGAACAGUUUUAUGGGGUCUAUCAAAAUAUUCUGAACAGGGUUUAUCUGGCAAAAGGAGAACCUUUAGACAUUCAGAGUAAAAAGAUCCGAAAUUUUAUUGAGAAUCAAAGCACAUAUAAAAAGAUCAUAGAUGAUGUUAAUCGAUUGCUGAUCAAUAUCAAUCGGGAUCCUAAGUUUAAGAAGUUAGCCAAGGACUCAGAAGUAAAGACUCAAGCAUAUCUUCAGAAAGAACUUUAUGAAAUUGAAGAAUCUCAUGAGAAUACUAUAGAAGAAUCAAAGCAAAAGUACUUUGAACUUAAAAAUAAAAGUAUCGAUCUUGUUUGGAGUCUUCAAUCUCUUCAGGAGGCUUUUACAACACAAGAUCAGAUUAGAGAGCACUAUCCCAAUGUUCUAGACUUAAAACACGAGUAUGCAGAUUCAUAUUUUGAUGCGAAAAGAAAGUACUCGGUUGAUUUAGAGAAAAUGUGUGGCUGAGAAAGAAGGAUUUCAGAUUACUUAGAAUUGAAUAUGUCUUCAUUCAUUCCACAGAAAAGAUUUUAGCUUACACACUGAAUAUUUUAGAAGUAAAACUGAGCAACCUUCAUUUUUUAUCAAUUGUCAGUUGCUUUGGGAAAGAAGACAAGAGGAAUCUGACUUUGCAGAAAAGCAUAUUAAGACAUCAAAGGAGCAACAAGAGAGCAUUGAUAAUUUCCAGAAACUUACCGAAGAUCAUUCUGGUAAAAUCAAUACUAUCGAAAUCUCUUUUUGAAGUUUUGGAAUUAGAGAAAUUAUUAAAAUAUUCAGGAAUCCUUUCAUCACAAGUGUAGAAAACUUGAUGCUAAAUCUGACAGACAGAGAGUUAUAUCCCAAGCUAACUCCAGUAUUUUGAAAAUACUUAAGUCAGUUUAUUGAGACUAAAGUGAAGAAGAGUAUCUCUAUCAGUCAUUUCCAGUUGCAUACAGCACAAGUUAAUUUGAUUUUAAAGGCUGCAAGGAAUUUAAAACAUAUAUCGGUAACGAAAUGAUCUUUCCUAGACCAAGGAAUUGUCAAACUAAACUUUAAAGAAUUUUACCUGAAAGAUAUAUCAACUUAUCGCGAAGAAUUUGAUGUAAUAGAGAGACUUCUCCCUCUUAAAGAACUCAAGAUAUGAAACAACUACCAAGGAGAUAUGAAUAAGAACGAUGGAGAUCCUUGUCUUAAAGACUUAAAACAGAUUAAUAAAAGCCAAUUUGAUCGUCUAUGCAAAGAUCUUCAGAAACAUAUGGACCCAUGAGACCUUCCUAAAGUCUCGAUUGAUAGAGCUUUUUCAGUUGCAGAAGUUAGACAUUCCAAUAAACAAGACAACAAGACAAAGGCAAAGAAGAAAGAGAAGAUAGAUUUCUAUCAAAAGGACCAAGGAUCAAAUCAUAAUUCUAGUAUCAAAGACCAUCUCUCUAUAAUUAAAUAAUUUUUAUUCCUCAGUAACAGCACAA
Moneuplotes crassus is the source of this 1929-nucleotide messenger RNA. Lineage: Eukaryota; Ciliophora; Spirotrichea; Euplotida; Euplotidae. The record is from the annotation of a GenBank genome assembly.